AUGGCGGGCUUAUCAACCCGGUUGACAUGCGCGUCAACCUCCCUCAAUGCGAGCUUUCGGGCACUGUCCUUGAACAUCACAAAUCCUCUGAUUAAACGCGGCUUCUCAACAUCGUCGUGUCUCCAAAAACGCAAGACUCUACCUACAGCGAUUCCACAAUAUCCAUACAAGCCGAAUUACCAGUACAAGCAAGCCGAUAGCGGUCUAUACGGUGGUGUGUCAAUCAGUUUCGGCAACAAGAUUUCCAAGGGCAGAAAUAAGGGCAAAACAAGGCGCUCAUGGAAGCCCAAUGUGCGAUGGAAGAAGAUGCACAGCGAUGCGCUGAACAAGGACAUCAUGAUCAAGCUUACACGGAAGGCAUUACGAACCAUUGAAAAGUGUGGUGGACUCGAUCGCUAUCUAUUAUCGGACAAGCCGUCUAGAAUAAAAGAGCUAGGAUUAACCGGAUGGCAGUUGAGAUAUCAGAUUAUGCAGACGCCUAAAAUGCAGGAGAAGUUUGCGAGAACGAGGAAAGCAUUGGGCUUGCAGCCACCCCCGGAGACAUUCGAAGACUGGCUAAAGCUUAGGGAGUUAGAGGAGAAAGGACUUAAAAAGGCUGAAGCAAUUUCCAAUGAGGAUUCAUCGCCCCCAAACAAGAGCAAGAGCAAGGAUGUGAACAAGGGGAAUAAGAGAGAGAAGGGCACGGAAGAGGAGGUGCCGAAGUUCGCAUAA
Molecule: messenger RNA, 711 nt
Organism: Talaromyces atroroseus
Lineage: Eukaryota; Fungi; Ascomycota; Eurotiomycetes; Eurotiales; Trichocomaceae
Exons: 1
Coding region: 1-711 (236 amino acids)
Cellular component (GO): mitochondrial large ribosomal subunit
Molecular function (GO): structural constituent of ribosome
Source: RefSeq, a predicted model, not a curated record